Molecule: messenger RNA, 5238 nt
Organism: Bufo bufo (common toad)
Lineage: Eukaryota; Metazoa; Chordata; Amphibia; Anura; Bufonidae
Gene: DGKB
Product: diacylglycerol kinase beta
Exons: 25
Coding region: 308-2695 (795 amino acids)
Biological process (GO): intracellular signal transduction; diacylglycerol metabolic process; lipid phosphorylation
Cellular component (GO): plasma membrane
Molecular function (GO): calcium ion binding; ATP-dependent diacylglycerol kinase activity
Source: RefSeq, a predicted model, not a curated record
AGCGGCAAGAGGUGCAAACUGUCCUCUGCUGCCUGACAUCUCCAUGCAAGCUGUCCUCUGGUGGGGCUAGGAAAACAACAACAACCUCCUCGGAACCCCAAGGCUGGUGGUGCCUGUAGACCUCCAUGGCAGCAAUUUUGGAGCAGCUGCAGAGUUUUAAGUGCACAAUGACUUCAUAGAGGAUUUCAUCUGUGUAAUUAUCCCUUCACUGCGGACUAAAGACUCUUGGGGAUCGGAAGAAAAUUAUAUCAAUUAUUUCUGCCUUUAGACUGUCACACUUGUCCUUUUUUUUGCAACUGGAAGCUCUAUGACCAUCAUGACUAACCAAGAAAAGUGGGUCAAUCUCAGCCCUGCAGAAUUUUCUCAACUUCAAAAGUAUGCAGAAUAUUCAACCAAGAAACUCAAGGAUGUAUUGGAAGAGUUUCACGGUAACGGAGUCCUGGCCAAAUACAACCCAGAAGAGAAACAAGAUAUACUGAAACAGGCGAUUGACUUUGAAGGUUUCCAGCUAUUUAUGAAGACGUUUCUGGAGGUGGAUCUGCCUGAUGAAUUUUGCAAACAUCUGUUCAUGUCCUUUAGCAACAGAUUCCACCACCCAAGUCCUUCAAUGCAGAGCAAAACUGCUCUUCUCUCCGGUGGUCUCCGCAUGAAUUAUAGAAGUAACAACUCAUCACGCUCUUCAUCCCCGGUGUCCCUGCGACCUCCUGACGUCAUCCAGCUAAAAGAUAUUGUCUGUUAUUUAUCACUGCUUGAAAGAGGAAGACCCGAGGAUAAGCUGGAAUUCAUGUUUCGGCUGUAUGACACGGAUGGCAAUGGCUACCUGGACAGCACGGAGCUGGAGAGUAUAAUCACACAGAUGAUGCAUGUCGCUGAAUAUCUGGAGUGGGACAUCACCGAGCUCAGUCCUAUUCUCCAUGAAAUGAUGGAAGAGAUUGACUAUGACCACGAUGGGACUGUGUCACUGGAUGAGUGGAUCCAGGGAGGAAUGACCACCAUCCCGCUCCUCGUUUUACUUGGGUUGGAAAAUAAUGUGAAGGAUGAUGGGCAGCAUGUUUGGAGACUGAAGCACUUCAACAAACCUGCCUACUGCAACCUGUGUCUGAAUAUGCUGAUUGGCCUUGGGAAACAAGGAUUAUGUUGCUCAUUCUGCAAAUAUACCGCCCAUGAACGUUGUGUUUCCAGAGCUCCCCCAUCUUGCAUUAAAACCUACGUAAAGUCAAAGAAGAACACAGAUAUUAUGCACCAUUUUUGGGUGGAAGGAAAUUGCCCCACUAAAUGUGAAAAGUGCCACAAAGCCAUCAAGUGUUAUCAAGGCCUCACGGGAUUACACUGUGUGUGGUGUCAGAUUACACUUCACAAUAAAUGUGCUUCACAUCUUAAACCUGAAUGUGAAUGUGGACUCUUGAAGGAUCACAUCUUGCCACCCACUACCAUCUGUCCGGUCGUGUUGGAAAGACAGUCAACGUUGAAAAGGGAGAAGAACUGUUCCCAGCAAGGAAAUAAAUCAGGCGAAAGGGUAAAAAUGCAAAGAGCAAACUCUGUGACGGUGGAUGGACAAGGUCUCCAGAUUACACCAGUUACAGGAACACAUCCUCUACUCAUCUUUGUAAAUCCAAAAAGUGGUGGAAAACAAGGUGAAAGGAUACAUAGGAAAUUUCAGUACCUUCUAAAUCCACGACAGGUUUAUAGUCUUGCUGGGAUCGGACCUAUGCCGGGGUUGAAUUUCUUUCGUGAUGUUCCAGACUUCCGGGUUCUUGCUUGUGGAGGAGAUGGGACAGUUGGGUGGAUUUUGGACUGCAUUGAUAAGGCCAAUUUGACGAAACAGCCUCCAGUAGCUAUCCUACCUCUUGGUACAGGCAAUGACCUGGCAAGAUGUUUGAGGUGGGGAGGAGGCUAUGAAGGAGAAAAUCUCAUGAAGUUCCUCAAAGACAUUGAGAAUGGCACAGUCGUUCUUCUAGAUCGAUGGAAAAUCGAAGUUAUCCCUAAUGAUAAAGAUGAAAAGGGAGACCCAGUGCCUUACUCCAUCGUAAACAAUUACUUUUCCAUCGGAGUGGAUGCAUCCAUCGCUCACAGAUUUCAUAUGAUGCGAGAAAAACAUCCUGAAAAGUUCAACAGUAGAAUGAAGAAUAAAUUUUGGUAUUUUGAAUUUGGGACGUCUGAAACUUUCUCCGCAACUUGCAAAAAACUUCAUGAAGCAAUUGAAAUAGAAUGUGAUGGCAUCCAAAUGGAUCUUGGAAAUAUCUCUCUGGAAGGAAUUGCUAUUCUGAACAUCCCGAGCAUGCACGGUGGCUCAAAUCUCUGGGGAGAGACCAGAAAAAGAAGAAUUAAUCGCAGACUUGAAAAGAAGAGUCAAGAAAAGAGGAACACGGUGACCGAUGUAAAGGAGCUCAAAUUUGCAGCGCAAGAUCUAAGUGAUCAACUGUUGGAGGUGGUUGGCUUGGAAGGAGCAAUGGAGAUGGGACAGAUUUACACAGGGCUGAAAAGUGCUGGAAGGCGCCUUGCACAAUGUUCCUCCGUGUUUAUAAGGACCAGCAAGUCUCUCCCUAUGCAGAUUGAUGGGGAACCCUGGAUGCAGACACCUUGCACGAUCAAGAUCACUCACAAGAACCAAGCCCCUAUGCUAAUGGGACCUCCCCCGAGGAACAGUCUCUUUACAUCCUUCAUCAAAGGAACAAUGAGCAGAAACAAAGAGUGAAUUAUGUUAUGUAUAUACCUUCAAUGGACAUGUCGGCUUCAUACCAUGUUUUACUGGGCUUCAUAGCUGUAUUUGAAAAUAAUGGGCUUGUUUUUACAUUUUUUAACUAUUAUGUUAACAUUAAGUUAUAAUUCUAAUUUAUUGUAAUGUUUUUUUGUAUUUUUUUUUGUGUCUGGCAUGUGCAGUCAGUAUUUAUUUCUAUUAAGCAACAUUACGGCUUGUAAUGUUUGCAUGCAUUUAAUUUACUGCUAUGCAUCUGAAUGCUUAGAUCAGGCCUGUUAUUUUGACACUGUACCCUCAACAGGAAAAAGGGAAGCAUUUCACUUUGGUGGAGAUUUAUAAUUAUCUGAUAUUAUUUGUGUUAUACGAUUUACUAAUUGGCAACCCAGUCUUUAAAAAACACUUUCCCGGGGGAUCCAUGCACAUAAGAGCGUUUUAUAGGCAGACUUGAGAGAGAAAAAAUAAUAUGAAGGUAGACAGUCAAUGAGUUCCAUAUUACAGAUCAGAACAACUCAUACGUAGAACUAUUUUAAUAGUUAGAGAUUAAUUUUCCUGAUACAGAGCUCCAAAUCCCCUGCAUGAUACAAUUCUAAAGCCACCACUGGAGGGAACUCAGGAGCUUACUGCAUACUUAUUAUUAAGUUCAAUGUAUAAAUUGUCUGAAGUAAGCUUCAAAGCUCCCUCUAGUGGUGGCUGUGGGCAGUAUUUUUUUUUCUUUUUCAGUCUAUGUUUAUGUAUAUUUGGAGCAUUGUAUUGGAAAAAUAGCAGACCACCUCAAAUAAUGUUAUGAAAGCUAUCAGCACAGAAUGUUCGACCUAUUUAUUAAACCUGUGGACAUUCAAUGUAAUCCGUCAACAAUAUACUUGACUUUUUUAUAUUUUUAUUUAUCUGAACAUCCUCCAUAACAGAAAGGUACGCUACGCAUAAAUAAUUUGUGUAAAUCUAUAUGGUGGCACAAAUAACUAACCCGAUCUUUAGAAACCAUGCUCUUAAUAAACUGUUUCCCGCCAAAGAUUUACUGACUAAGAUGUUGGAGUAAUGGGUUAAUGCAUAAUUAAUCAAGGACAUCGAAUGAAAUUCACAGCUAAAAAAAAUAAAUAAAUUACAGCACUUUUGAUUACCUUGGCAAGUGCUCAGAUUAGACUCCCGAUGCAUUAAGUAAACUUAAAUAAAUAGACUUGUGUUGCUGGGUAAGAUACUGCCAAUUUUGUAUGAAUAUUGGGGAUCCAUCUAGAAAUCACUAUAAAGUAUCAUGUGCACAAAAAUGUUAUUGGCAAAUAUUUAGAAUUUAGUUCUAUAGGGAAGACCUUGAACAUAUAUUUGCAUAGAUGCUUGUAUACAGAAUAUAUCUUGUUAAGAUAAACUUCCCAAGAUUUCAUGAAAUAUUUGAGGGGCUGGCUAUACCUGUUCAUAUCCUCUUAUUAAGGAAGGGGGUGACAUUUUCAGUAAAAUGUUCAGAGUGGUUUAACAAAAAAUAAAAGAACCAAUACUCACCUCAUUGAUCCUCACCCUUGCUGUUCUGGCAUUUAAUGGCUCCGCACUGGUCUCCACUUCCUGUUCUGGGCUCAACAGGCAAGAAAGGUUAGGAAAGGACCAUUUAGCCAGUCAUGAAUGGUUAUCUCCUGCCAUUUCCUGUGUGUCAAGCUUGCAAUAAAAAGUGGAAAAAAGUAAGGACCCAAUAAGCAUCAGAAGGGCAGCGUUGUGGGAAUCGGUGAUGGUAUCAUUCACUCUGAGAACAUUAAUAAACAUUUUCUGAAGUAACCUUUCAUAAGGGAUAUGACAAGGUAUAGACAGACUCAGUCUCAGCCCCCCAAAAAUUUCUAUGAAAUCUUACAAAGUUUAUUUAAACACUGGUUAACAUUUUAUUUUCUAUAGUUAUAAUGUCUAGAUGACUCCUGAUGGGACAGAUAUAAAGUUUAGUUCCCCAACCAGAGUCAUGCUAGUGUCAAGAAAAUCUACUGUGAUAAGGGCCUACAUGCCCUUGAGGCAACACCAGGCAGCUGCUAUUGGGUCCUUUGCUAUUGGGUGGUGAGAACCUGUGCAGGAUUCCCUUCUUGAGAGUAUCUGCGUUGUUAAUCAAUGAGGAAGGCAAUGAGGAAGAGGGGAAUUGGCCCAUGUAAAAGAGUUUAAGAGGAAAACAAAUAGGACCACAUGCCCUGAGUGUCAAAUCUGAGCAUGAUAAUUAGAGGCACAUUUUGAUCUUUGCUCUGGGACCUCUAAGCCACUGUACUGUGAUAUAAUAUUUUUGUGGUAGUAUGUACUCGUAUUUUGACCAAAGGUAGUUUUAAUACAGCACUUUUAGAAAGCACUGGUUUAAUGGUCUAAUAUAGAGAAAAUCACCUCACUGGUGUUUUUGGCAACCCUAGAACUUUUAAAGACCUAGAACAAAGGCUUCUGGAGAGUUUGGGACCAAGCACAAUGUGUUGUCCAAAAUUUGGACCACCAGGAGAUAGGUAUGUUGACUUGAAGUAUAUGCGGUGAGUUUAAAGAAGGUCCAAAUUUCUCAAUAUGUGACAGUUCGACCUGUGAUUAAGAUAUAUUGG